AUGUUCAAUCUCAACCACAAUUUUACUAAUCAUAACAUCCUUAAUGUGAUCUCUGAAUGUAUCAAUAAUAAUGAUAAUGUUUCUCUCAUUACCAUUCCUGAUUUAGAGGAGAUAAAGAAUGUUGUAUUCAAUAUGAGCCCUUCAAGUGCUGCUGGCCCUGAUGGAUACAAUGGCAAUUUCUUUCAAAAGUGUUGGAAUAUCAUUCAAGAGGAUAUCAAAAACAUGGUUCAUGCCUUCUUCAAUGGAAAAAAUUUGACCAAGUUCUACUCACAUACUUGUUUGAUUCUGAUUCCCAAGGUAGAGUCUCCUUCUAACUUUAGAGAUCUAGGACCAAUUAGUCUUAGUAACUUCACUGCCAAGAUCAUCUCUAACAUCCUUUCCAUCAGGCUGAAUCCUUUACUAGAUAAGAUUAUCUCUGAAAAUCAGUCUGACUUUGUCAAAGGCAGACUCAUCACUGAAAAUGUUCUUCUAGCAAAAGAAUUAGCCCAAGGGGUGUCUCAGAGUAACCAUGGAGGCAACAUGAUCAUCAAGUUGGAUAUGGCUAAAGCCUAUGGCAAAAUGUCAUGGGAUUUUCUAUUGGCAGUUAUGAGCAAAUUUAGCUUCCCUGACAGCUGGAACACUCUUAUUAGAAGACUCAUAUCUGAUGUGUGA
Lycium barbarum (goji berry) is the source of this 651-nucleotide messenger RNA. RefSeq lists its product as uncharacterized. The record is from RefSeq and is a predicted model, not a curated record. Bases 1 to 651 code for a protein of 216 amino acids. The transcript has a single exon. NCBI's taxonomy places the organism in Eukaryota, Viridiplantae, Streptophyta, Magnoliopsida, Solanales, Solanaceae.